GAGAACCACUGCAAAACCACGCUCCCACUUCCAGCCCCUGAAGCUGCUUCAAGAGAAUACCAUGGUCCAUGCUUGCAAAGCAAUAUGGGAACAUCUAUUCUCUGUGGGGCGGCCCUUAUCAUAUCAUAAUCCUCUCUGGAUAUCAAGCUGUGAAAGAAGGACUAAUUGACCAUUCAGAAGCUUUUGCUGAUCGCCCGGUCACACCUUUCAUUUUAGCUUCCACUCAAAAAAGGGGCAUUGUCUUUUCAAAUGGUCACACCUGGGAGCAGCAAAGACGGUUUGGCAUUGUCACCAUGAGGAAGUUGGGACUGGGGAAUAAAGGCAUAGAAUCUCAAAUCCAAGAAGAAGCCCAACAGCUUGUGGAAUUCUUUGCAGAGACAAAAGGGCAGCCAUUUGACCCAUCGCUACCCAUCGUGAGAUCAGUCUGCAGUGUGAUUUGUGCUGUAGCUUUCGGACGUCGCUUUUCCACUGACGAUAAGGACUUCCUGGAGUUGAUGGAAGCCAUUUCGAUUUCCUUAAAAUUUGGAAGCAGUAUCUUUUACCUACUUUAUGAAAAUUUCUCAAAUAUCAUGAAGCACCUGCCAGGCCCUCACCAGACUGCCCUAUCUGCUCUGGAGAGAAUAGUUUCGGUUGCGAGGAAGGAGAUCACCCAGCAUAAGGAGAACCAGAACUUGCAUGCACUACAGGAUUUCACUGACUCCUAUCUAUUUCAAAUGGAGAAAAGGAAGGAUGAUCUCCGUUCUACUUAUAAUGAAGAUAACUUGGCUCAGUGCAUUGCUGACCUCUUUAUUGCUGGGACAGACACAACAUAUGCCUCCUUGGAAUGGGCAAUGCUUCUCGUGGCAAAUAAUUUGGAUAUCCAAGAUAAAGUUCACAAGGAGGUGGAUGAAGUUUUUGGUUCUUCGCUCUCAAUCUGUUACAAUGACCAGAAGAAACUGCCCUACACCAAUGCUGUGAUUCAUGAGAUCAUACGAAAAAAAUAUGCCUUCCUAUUUGGGCUUCCCAGACAAUGUGUACAGGACAUUUAUCUGAAUGGUUUUCUCAUUCCCAAGGGUGCUGUCAUUUUCCCAGAUUUACGGUCUGUCCUUUUGGAUCCUGAACACUGGGAAACACCUGAAAAGUUCAAUCCAAAUCAUUUCUUGGACAAGGAAGGACAUUUUGUAGAAAAAGAAGCAUUUCUUCCCUUCGGAGCAGGAGCUCGUGCCUGUUUGGGGGAACUCCUGGCCAAGACUGAAUUCUUCAACAUUUUUACCAGGCUGUUGAGGCAAUUUAGGUUGGAGCCACCAGAAGGAGUGGAAAAGCUCAGUGAAAAAUCUAUAAUCGGGGUCUCUGUGCAUCCCUCUCCUUAUAAGAUUUGUGCUGUCCCCCGUAUCAGGAUAGCAUAAUAUGGGCAAUUAUCAAGAGCGACUCAUUUGUUAAUGCUACAAUCUCUCCUUUGUUCAAUAUGUUUGUAGAUGGAUCACCUUUAAGGUCUUG
Crotalus tigris (Tiger rattlesnake) is the source of this 1476-nucleotide messenger RNA. Its product is annotated as cytochrome P450 2J2-like. NCBI's taxonomy places the organism in Eukaryota, Metazoa, Chordata, Lepidosauria, Squamata, Viperidae. Gene Ontology annotation, cellular component: intracellular membrane-bounded organelle; cytoplasm. Gene Ontology annotation, molecular function: oxidoreductase activity, acting on paired donors, with incorporation or reduction of molecular oxygen, reduced flavin or flavoprotein as one donor, and incorporation of one atom of oxygen; heme binding; iron ion binding. The transcript has 9 exons. Gene Ontology annotation, biological process: arachidonate metabolic process; xenobiotic metabolic process. The coding region runs from base 69 to 1385 and encodes 438 amino acids. The record is from RefSeq and is a predicted model, not a curated record.